AUGUUGACCAAAAAAGCAGCAUACAUUGAAUUUCUGCCACAUCAACAUAAAAUUGUGUCUGGUCAAAAUCUGUUGUUAGAAUGGAUAGACAGACGUUUGGAUGUAUCCGAACAACAAUGUAAUUUGCAUAAAAUGCAUUUUCUCUACUUGCGGUGGACUUUCGUUGUCGAUGCAUCAUGCUGCAAUAUAAAAUCAGAUUUUCGAUUUGAGGAUGAACUAAAUGAGUGCGAAAUUGAAUUUGAAUCAUUUUCAAUCGCUCAUGUGCACAAUGCAAUUUGUGUAAUUGAAAUUUUCCGUGUAAUUAAAUGCAAUUACCUAGAUUUAAGUGAAUGGGAUGUCUUUCAUUGUUGUGAAUGGAAGGUGGAAGAUGUUAAUGGUAAAGCUAGAAACAAUUCUGUUCAAAUGUAA
Clunio marinus is the source of this 408-nucleotide messenger RNA. NCBI's taxonomy places the organism in Eukaryota, Metazoa, Arthropoda, Insecta, Diptera, Chironomidae. The record is from the annotation of a GenBank genome assembly.